AUGUUCCAGCUGCCCAUCCUCAAUUUCAGCCCGCAGCAGGUCGCCGGGGUAUGCGAGACCCUGGAGGAGAGCGGGGACAUCGAGCGCCUGGGGCGCUUCCUCUGGUCCCUGCCCGUGGCCCCCGCGGCUUGCGAGGCUCUCAACAAGAACGAGUCGGUGCUGAGAGCCCGGGCCAUCGUGGCCUUCCACACGGGGAACUACCGGGAGCUCUACCACAUCCUGGAGAACCACAAGUUCACCAAGGAGUCCCACGCCAAGCUGCAAGCCCUCUGGCUGGAAGCUCACUACCAGGAGGCGGAGAAGCUGCGGGGGCGACCCCUGGGGCCGGUGGACAAGUACCGGGUGAGGAAGAAGUUCCCCCUGCCCCGCACCAUCUGGGACGGCGAGCAGAAGACGCAUUGCUUCAAGGAGCGGACGAGGCAUUUGCUGCGGGAGUGGUACCUGCAGGACCCUUACCCCAACCCCAGCAAAAAGCGGGAACUGGCUCAGGCCACGGGACUUACCCCCACGCAGGUGGGCAACUGGUUCAAAAACCGCAGGCAAAGGGACAGGGCGGCAGCCGCCAAGAACAGGCUACAGCAGCAGGUGCUAGCGCAGGGCUCGGGGCGCUCGCUGCAAGCGGAGGAGGAGAGCGGCGGGGAGGCGCUGGGGGCCCCCUCCAGCCCCGCCGCCAGCCUCUCCAGCAAGGCGGCCACCUCCGCCAUCUCCAUCACAUCCAGCGACAGUGAAUGUGACAUCUGA
Messenger RNA from Cygnus atratus (black swan), 741 nucleotides. It is a transcript of the gene SIX6, whose product is annotated as SIX homeobox 6. Gene Ontology annotation, biological process: eye development; regulation of transcription by RNA polymerase II. The coding region runs from base 1 to 741 and encodes 246 amino acids. Gene Ontology annotation, cellular component: transcription regulator complex; nucleus. The record is from RefSeq and is a predicted model, not a curated record. Lineage: Eukaryota; Metazoa; Chordata; Aves; Anseriformes; Anatidae. The transcript is spliced from 2 exons. Gene Ontology annotation, molecular function: DNA-binding transcription factor activity, RNA polymerase II-specific; RNA polymerase II cis-regulatory region sequence-specific DNA binding.